Molecule: messenger RNA, 1641 nt
Organism: Clonostachys solani
Lineage: Eukaryota; Fungi; Ascomycota; Sordariomycetes; Hypocreales; Bionectriaceae
Source: the annotation of a GenBank genome assembly
AUGUCGUCCCUUCGCUCCCUCGCCUCGCUUUUGGUGGUGGCCAAUGUCGCCAAAGCAGAAUAUGUGUGGCCGACCAAGUACGAUCACUUCGAGGACAUGCUUGUCAUGCACUCGGGCUACCGCCGGUUUGGCUUUUCAGACUCACCAGACAUUGGACUAACCGUUGCGACAGUGGUUGUUCCCUGCAGUUUUGGUUCCAACACCGUUGGCAGGCAGACUGCCGCAGAAUGGGUACGGACAGCCUUUCAUGAUAUGGCUACUUUUGAUCACACGACUGGUGCAGGAGGUCUUGAUGCCUCAAUCAUGUACGAAGUGGGACGUGGUGAAAACGCCGGCACGGCAUUCAACAGCACACUCUCCGACAUCUGGGAGUUUGUCAGCCCACGCACCAGCGUUUCUGAUAUGAUCGCCCUAGCUCUCGUUGCCUCGGUCGCCUCGUGCGGUGGCCCCGAGGUCCCCCUGCGCCUCGGAAGGAUCGACGCAACCGAGGCAGGCCCUGAAGGCGUCCCUGAGCCACAAGAUAGCCUUGGGACCAUCCAAGCCGACUUUGACCGCAUGGGAUUGACUACCGAGGAGAUGAUUGCGCUCGUGGCGUGCGGCCACACUCUUGGCGGUGUCCAUAGCGAGGACUUUCCAGAUAUUACGGGCCCUGAGGAUGUGUCUCCGUCCAACGUACCCAAGUUUGACAACACCCAUACCCAGUUCGAUACCGCGGUUGUGGACGAGUAUCUCAACAAUGAAGGGAUCAACCCACUCGUCUUUGGGAAAAACGACACUACCAACUCCGAUAAGCGUGUAUUCGCUGCGGACGGAAAUGUCACCAUGCACAAGCUGGCUGAUGCCACCACGUUUAGUUCCACUUGCGCCGACGUCUUCGAGAAGAUGAUCAACGUAGUCCCCUCGACGGUCACGCUCUCUGAGCCAAUCCAGUUGAUCAAGGUCAAGCCAUAUCUCGACACAUUCAAACUCAACAGCGAUGGAAGCAAGUUUGUCCUAGAGUUGCAUGUCCGUCUUCGCUCCACCAAGGGAAAGGGUUAUGCAAACCCGCCUAGCUCUGUUACAAUCGAUGUGUUGGACCGAAAGGGGAACCGCACAUCGCUACAGGCUGCGCAUGCGACACUCAAGGGCGGACAGUCGUACGGAUUUUUCGGCGAAACCUUUGACUGGUAUUUACUCUCGACGGAGCUCGACGUAGGGGCUGGUGUUGAGUCUUUCAAAAUUCACGUCAGUACCUCUGAGGGCGAGGAGGUCCUCGACAAUGGGGGAACGGGAGGCUACCCGUUCAAUGAUGGUGUUAUCUCGGGAACACAAUCUUGUCUUGACACUACAGGAACACAGGGAAAUGUCACCUUUGAUCUCUACAGCGCAGUGCGCAGUGACCUCGUUCAAGACUUGGACGGUGUCCCGUGGAUUCGGUUUGCACACAGAAUCCCGCAACAGGGAGUAGUAACCCCUAAGAUUGUAAUCGAAAAGAUUUCGAUGGCCGAGGUAUCCACCAGCGUGGGCGGAUAUAGAUUCUUCAAAGGAAAGGCGACUACACCGUCGAGUGGCUGGAGUACUCGGUAUGACCUGGGAAUUACUCUGGAGGACGGCAAGGAGGUGACAAGAGAAUUUAUCCACACCCCCUCUACUAGCUGUUAG